This is a messenger RNA of Caenorhabditis elegans, 1724 nucleotides long. RefSeq names its product Protein kinase domain-containing protein (gene F45F2.11). The record is from RefSeq and is marked reviewed. NCBI's taxonomy places the organism in Eukaryota, Metazoa, Nematoda, Chromadorea, Rhabditida, Rhabditidae. The transcript has 6 exons. The coding region runs from base 374 to 1312 and encodes 312 amino acids.
AGAUCUCUCCGCAUGACCUAAUAAGGAACAUUCAGUCCAAAAUCGAUGUCUACCGCAUGAAAACACUACAACUGAUAUUAACAUAACUGACAUGGACACCGAAGAUACUUCAGGGUAUUCAUCGCUAAAAUCAUCACCACAAUCUUCCGAUGAAAAUUUUUUCAAGAGGCUACAAUGGGGAAAAAUACGAUUGGAGCUCAAGACACCAGAGUUUCUGAAAGAAAGCUCAGAAUUGGAAAUUGAAAAGAAUGAGAAGUCUGGAAUACAGAAAUGUGGAGAAAAUGAAGGUGAAAAUGAGGAAAAGUGUGAAUUUCGUCCAGUCGUCACACCAAACGAAAUUGAUUCUCAUAAGGAGUGGUAUCACAGGCUUCUAAUGCUCAAGUUAGAAUAUAAGCGCGGUGAACGGGGAGCUUUUCCUCCAUUUCCACCACCACCUCUUCCUUCCAUGAUGAUUGCUGCAAGUAACGCCGUAUCGUUCAAUGCGUUCGACGAAGUCAAAAGAGCAGCUCAAGCGAAAACCGCAAAGUCUCCGAGCACGUCUUCAUUGGAAAGACGAGCCCAACGUUUUUGUCCCGCUGAUUUUCAACCACUUCCUCCACCUCACAUCUACAUUGAAAUGAUCAGAACAUUGGCUCCUCACCAAUACAUUGAUUUGACUUAUGCUCUCGCUGGUUCGGUUCUUUUAGAGAUGGGUGUCAAGAUUCCUGAUCGAUAUCCGAAUUUACCUCCGAAAAUUGAACCGUACCGAGACAUUGAGUCAGAAGAAGCAGCUCACUGGACUGAGAUGUCAUCACAAUCAUCCUCGGAAGGGGAAUAUUCAGACGCUUCUGAGAGUGCGAAGCUAGUGCAAACGUUGAAUAGAAGAAAAAAUAAGGAACGAAGGGAAACGAGGAAGAUAAGAAUUGUUGCAAGUAUGCUCACAUCUUCGACUUUUUCAAUGAAGAAAAAAAGGAAAAAUGAAGGACUUGAUUUUAAACAUGAAACAUUUCCGAGAGAUUAUGAUUAUAAAGAAAAAACACUUUCUACAUUCAUUCCUCCGAGAAUUGCCCGUCGUCCUCCUAUUCCUCCACCGCAAUUCUUCUUUCCACCAUCACCACAUUUCAGCCGUGAGCCUCACUCGCUCCCACCAAUGCCGAUGAUGUUGCCUAUCCCAUUACCACCGAUGUCACUAUCCUCUCCAAUCUCGCCAAUCCAUUUCCAAAAAAAUCUUCAGUCUACUCCAGAACGUCCUUCUCGAACUGAUUCUUCUCGAGUCCACGCAAAACAAAUCAAAAACGAUAUUAUUAUCGUCGAAAAAGUAACUGAUGUCUAGAAAGACAAUGAUUAUUUAAUCUUCCAAUUCUUUUCAUUAAUUUUUUCCUUAAUUUCUGUAAUUUUUAAAAUAACAUUUCAAGAAACUUCUCAUCUCUCGUAAAUCGACAAAGAGUCGUUCCUUUGUCCGCAAUUGCUCGUCGAAUUCGACGUUUGUGCAGAGCCGGCUGCACAAUGGUCGUCGUGUCUGGAACGAUUUUUUGUCGGUGAGCGACGGAAAUGUUCUGAAAAUCUUUGUAUUUAUGCUUUUGUUUUUUCUCUGUCUUCGCUUUCCCAAUUUUACAAAUUCCAUUUGUUCCUGUUUCUUUCAUUCCCUUGACAAAGUCACAAAAUUUGUCCUUUUUUUCCUUUUUAUCUACCGUUGUGAUCUACACGAAUAAGAUUUUCUUCAUGCUUUUUUGCUUAUAAAUUUU